AUGACUCGGUGCCAACACACCGACUGGGAACUCUGCGAGAGCCUCAGACUGCAAGAGUUGAAAGAGGCCCGCGACCGUGCAGCCCAGAUGGAGACAACAAUGAGAUGGUGGAGCGAGUGUACAGCCUCUUGGCGCGAGAAAUGGGCCACAGUUCGAGAUGAGCGCAACCGAGCACGGGAGGAGGGUCAAGCCCUACGAGAAGCGCUCGAGAAUGCCAACGCAUCCACCGAGCAAGUACUCACCGAACAACGCCGUUCCGAAGCCGUGAUCCAGAGGCUGAAGACGGCGCUUCAUCGGCGGGACACGAGCAACAUUGCUGCGAAUCUGCCCGAGAUCGUCGUCGAACCUCUCGAAUCAAUGGACGCACAGGUCGAGGCCGUCCCAUCGAGGCAACAAAAAUUUGUGCAAACCGAAGAGACGUACGUCGCCGACCCCCUAACCACCCAACACCAAAGGAAUAUUGUCCACUUCCUCGGCAGGGAAAAGUGCCUUUCGCUGGAGAGUCGGGUCGCGAGUCUGGAGAGUGAGCUCAGCGACGCGCGGCUAAAAUGUUCAGAAGCGGAGGAGGGCAAGUCGCUGGUCAUUGAGCAGAUCGAGGAGCUGAAGCGGUGCAACGAGGAGAAUAUUCAGAAUGCGAAUUGUCGACAGGAGCAGGAAAUAGAACGGGUUUCCCACGAGGUCGGCGAGUUACGCGAUGAAAAUGAGUCGCUGAAGGAGGAGAAUGUGAAUUUGCACAAAGAAAUCGAAAGCCUGCGCCGGAUGCUCCAGAUCAGCAUCAUGGGCUCGGAUUCGGCACCGGAAAUC
Mesorhabditis spiculigera is the source of this 804-nucleotide messenger RNA. NCBI's taxonomy places the organism in Eukaryota, Metazoa, Nematoda, Chromadorea, Rhabditida, Rhabditidae. The record is from the annotation of a GenBank genome assembly.